Messenger RNA from Cetraspora pellucida, 1993 nucleotides. Lineage: Eukaryota; Fungi; Glomeromycota; Glomeromycetes; Diversisporales; Gigasporaceae. The record is from the annotation of a GenBank genome assembly.
GCUUGAUGAUGUUCGCAAAACGCUCUUAAAAGAUGAAUGUGACAGUGAUGAUGAUCUUCAUAUGGGAUCAAAUUGUCGUUUUUCAAAAUAUUCAGAACACAAUGCAAUGAUUAAACCAAGUGAUGAACCUAAAUACAGUCUUUUAGAUAUCAUUGAAAAAAAAGAUGAUAAACAUUUUUUGCAUAUUAUUCAAAAUGCUGAAUUCGAUUUAACCCAAUUAAGGUUUGAAAAGGGUUUCAAGUUUAACAAAGAUGGUUCCAUAACAAUUGCACCCGUUCAAGCAUUCAAAAUUAACCUUGAUGGAAUUAAGAAAGAAGAUAAAUUCGAACCAUAUGAACAAGUAUAUGAUUGUAAACACAAAAAAACUGCAGAAUGUAAACGUUCCCUUAUGUUUGAUUUAAAACUUUCGGCUGCUUAUUCAGAAUUAGUUUCUACUUCUAUUGGGUUAUCGCACGAAAAUUCAGAUAUAAUGCUUAAACAAGACAUGACACAUACUAUACAUUCGUAUGAAGGAGUAAAAAAAGGAGUAUUACAUAUUCCAGACAAAAAUUUUAUUCUAGAAAAAACUUUCAUUGAACAUGUGGAAAAUGUAGUGAAUGGUAAAGAUACAGUUCAUUAUAAGAUUAGUAAACUUUGCGAACUAUCACAAAAAUAUGGCCAUUUUUAUGCACGAUGUCUUAUUUUAGGAGGAACAAUAAUAAGGAAUGAAGAAUAUACUAAAAACUCAGUUGAAAAUUCUAAGGACAAAAUUACUAAAGCACAAGGUGUAGUCGGAAUUGCUUCAAACAUUCUUAAGUUCGGAGUCAAUGCUGUUAAUGCUAAUAAGGAUACAUCUAAUAAUUAUACUAGCAAAACAAGUAUAUCCGAAACAAUUAUUGGUGGAGACUAUUCUCAAAAUGACAAGAAUCUUUGGAGGCAAUCUCUUAAUGCUGAUGCAACAAAAUGGAAAAUAAUUGGAUAUGAGGGAAUUUAUUCAUUGUUUGAUUUAUUAGAUGAAGAAUUGAAAAAAAAAGUGUUGAGCGUCAUGGGUCAUCAAAUUUUAGAAGCCAACGUUAAAGAAAUCGAUUUCAGCAUGAAAGAAUAUAAAAAGACAAAGAUGCCAUAUAUUCAUAAAGUGCAGAUAACUAAUGAAACCAUAAAUAUUAGCGAGUGCAAUAUUCUUGCAUCAAUUGUGAGCCAAAAAGAAAAUAUAUUUUCUUUAUAUGUGGAUUAUAUGGAUGGAAAUAAAAAUCGCCCAGUGAUUGUUAUUCAUCAUAUAAAAGGUGAAAGGGCUAUACCAAUGUUUAGUAAUAAAACUAAAAUCAAAAUCGGAUGGAUUAUAUUUGGACCACCAACGGACUUCAAUUUUAGUAUCCAACAUCCACUAGUAUUUAAAAGUGGAAAGUAUUCGGCUCUUCGAGAAAAAGAUUAUCAUAUAAUAAACAACCAUGGCAUGUUUGGUACUUUUGGUACAUGCGUCUUAGAUGCAGUUAAUAUUUCUCCUCAAAUAGAAAGUAGUUCAGAUACAGAAACAGUUACUCAAAUAGUUCACAACCCAAGAGAAUCACCAUUUGUUAUUGGUAAUUAUCUUACACGUCGCCAAGACUCUGUAUGCCAAGAGUCCUCAUUGCUAUUUGUUUAUGACAUUAAGGCUGAAAAGAAGGUAACUGACGAAAAAGUCUUGAAAAGAUUGGCUUUAUAUAGUUGUAAUAUCGAUAAAACAAAUUCUCGUCAAGUUAACGAUUUUUUUGGCGAAAUGAAGUUUGAUUGGAUCAAAAGAGAAAAUAAGGAAAUAUUACAAAGUAGUAAAAAAAUUAAUAUCUCUAACGACAAUCAUUUAAUCUUGGUGAAUCGAAUAUUUGACCAUGAUGAUUGUAGGGAUUGUCAACCUCUCGGAUUUGUUAAUGUCAUUUCCGAUAAAAUUUGUUAUGGGUCAUUAAAUUCAAAACACCUGAGUAUAGAUAAAAGCGAUGGAUCAAUUGUUUAUCUUUCAAUUCCUCUGAAAAAAGGAUAG